CUCAUUCACUCACUCACGUCCCCUCACCUGACGAAGGAAGGCCGCUCCCGACUCUCCCGCGCUCCCUCUCCACUCUCCCUCCUCCCGCAGACAUGAAGGUUAUGCUGGUUCUCGCCCUGGGCCUUGUCGCGCUGGUCGCCGCCCGCCCCAGUGACAUCUUUGACUUCGAGGGUGAUGACGCCGAGCACGAGCAGGAGGGCGCCGCGGGGAAGUCAGUUACCGGGGAGUAUAAGUGGGAGAGUCCUGAAGGCACAGAAUACGUGGUGAAAUACAUCGCGGACGACAAAGGUUACCGCGUUCUCGAGUCCAACGCCGUGCCUGCCGCCAACGGUCUUAGCGCCACCGGAGAGCACGCCGACCUCGAGGGGGAUGAAGACGAGGAGGAAGAGGACGACGACUAAACCAAAGGAUACAUGAAGGAUAUGCGAAGGAUACGUGACUUUUGAACGAUUUUUUGAAGGAUUUUGGAGACACAGGGAUUAACGCGUAAGGAGAGAUGAUGGUGAUGCUGGUGUAGGAGGAGGAGGAGGAGGAGGAGGAGGAGGAGGAAAAGAAGUGAGAGGAGGAAUUAUGAUCUUCCUUUCUUUUCUUUUCUUCUUCUUCUUAAAUUUGGUAAGAAAAGAAGUAAGAGGAAGAAUAAAGAUUUUUUAGCUUCUUCUUCUUCUUUUUCUUCUUCUUCUUCUUCCUCUUCUUCUUACUUCUGCUCCUCCUUCUCCUCCUCCUCCCCACAAGCUCCCGGCUCUUUAUAUGUACAAGAAUUGUCAAUAAAUUAUUU
This is a messenger RNA of Scylla paramamosain (green mud crab), 775 nucleotides long. RefSeq lists its product as uncharacterized. Lineage: Eukaryota; Metazoa; Arthropoda; Malacostraca; Decapoda; Portunidae. Bases 93 to 401 code for a protein of 102 amino acids. The record is from RefSeq and is a predicted model, not a curated record. The transcript is spliced from 3 exons.